Siniperca chuatsi (mandarin fish) is the source of this 1681-nucleotide messenger RNA. RefSeq names its product myosin-2 heavy chain-like. The coding region runs from base 247 to 1380 and encodes 377 amino acids. The record is from RefSeq and is a predicted model, not a curated record. NCBI's taxonomy places the organism in Eukaryota, Metazoa, Chordata, Actinopteri, Centrarchiformes, Sinipercidae. Gene Ontology annotation, molecular function: protein binding. The transcript has 11 exons.
AGUUUAAUCCAUUAUUUUGAAAGCAUUCAUUAAUAAUUAUUUUAAAAGACCGUCAUUCAAAUUAGCUGAUUGCUUUAAAAUCAGCUCCGUGUUCAAGGAUGUUUGGAGUUAUUUAUAAUUUGUUAUCAAAGACAUCUGUUUAAUUCUCACAUGGCAGUUGACCUAAUUUGAACCUGCAUAUAAAGAUGGGAACUGAGUGAGACGUGUCAGACUGCAUCUUGCUGUCUAAACAGGUGCUAUUUCAGAAUGAGGAAUGCUGCAGUUUCUCUGGCAUUGCUGCUCUGUCUGCACCGGGCAUGGGCUCAGGGUGAGAGUGGAGGGGUGACAGGGAACGAUAUCACUCAGACAGAGGGGGAAAACAGGAAGAAAGAGGUUCAGUUUGAGAUUCAGGGCGUCAAACCAACUAAUGAUCAGAGCAGCAGCCAGACCAACAUCACCCCCGAUAUCUGGGCUGAGCUGAAGGAGCUGAGAGACAUGGCCAUCGAACACAGGAGCAAGAUAGAGAAGCUAGAGCAAGAGAAAACAGCCACACAGGCCAGACUGACAGCCAGUGAAAGCAAGAAUGCAGUUUUGGAGGCGAGAAUGAGCUCCAGUGAAAAUGUGGUCAAAGAGCUCCAGAGAAAGAACAUAAUAUUGGGGGCCAGAAUGAGCGCCAGUGACAACAAGAUGGAAGACCUCAAGAGAGACAACAAAGUUUUGGAGGCCAGAAUGAACACCAGUGAAAAUUUAGCCGUGGACCUCAAGAGAGAGAACUUGGAUCUUGUGGCUAGAGUAACAGCAAGCGAAAAUAAGAACACAGUUUUAGAGGCCAGAAUGAGCUCCAGUGAAAAUGAGGUGAAUGAGCUCAAGAGAGAGAACGCAGAUCUUUUGGCUAGAGUAACAGCAAGCGAAAAUAAGAACACAGUUUUAGAGGCCAGAAUGAGUUCCAGUGAAAACGAGGUGAAUGAGCUCAAGAGAGAGAACGCAGACCGUCCAAAGGUGGUGUUCUCAGUAAGUCUUACUGACGCAGGACAAGUUGGACCCUUCAAUACUGACAUCACACUUAAGUUCAGUAAAGUCCUCACCAACAUCGGCCAGGCCUACAGCCCAACUACAGGUAUCUUCACAGCCCCAGUCAGAGGAGCCUACUACUUCAGAUUCACUCUGUGGGACAACCGUGUGUCAUCUUGGAUGGGUGCCAAACUUUACCACAAUGACAAGAGUAUAAUGUGGAGUUAUGAUUUAAAUGAUACCAACGGCUAUGUCAGUUGUUCUAAUGCAUUAGUUCUUCAACUGGACAAGGGAGAUGUGGUCUACAUGGUUCUCCCCACAAACUACAAAGUGUUUGAUGAUUCCUAUAAUCGUACCACUUUUGGUGGAUUUCUACUUUUUACUCUGUGAAGUCAGCUGUAAAACACCCACAGUCAAUUGCAUUAAGUUUCAACAUCAAACUAUUAAAUAUGUGUGCUAAUUAAAUCCAAAUAACUCUGUAUGUGUGUAUUUUUGUCUGGUUACAUGAACAAGACAGGAAAUAGGACAAGAAAGUCCUUUAGUGACAAUAUCAAACAAACUCUACACAGUUUGACAACAAGUUACUGUGUUAAUAAAUAUGGAGAGGAUGUCUUAUUUACUCCUAUAGUAGCACAACAUUAUUCUAUGAAUCCAUCCAUGCAUCAAACCCUAUCAGAGCCAUAUAGCAGAC